Molecule: messenger RNA, 570 nt
Organism: Lachancea thermotolerans CBS 6340
Lineage: Eukaryota; Fungi; Ascomycota; Saccharomycetes; Saccharomycetales; Saccharomycetaceae
Gene: TMA16
Product: Tma16p
Exons: 1
Coding region: 1-570 (189 amino acids)
Cellular component (GO): nucleus
Source: RefSeq, a predicted model, not a curated record
AUGCCGUUGUCUAAGUCACUGUCGAAGAUUCAAAAGAAUAAUAAAAGCCAAGGAAAGAAUUUAACGGUUCACCCGAAAGGGCGUAAAUUUCAGAAAUUAACAGCUGCGACAUUACGCGAAGACAAGAUUGCCGCUAAAAAGAAGGCGCACAAUGAGCGCAAAUCCAACGAACUGAGCAGGGUCAAGUUUAUUCAAGAUGUCAUAAGCUCGGAAUCCUUUAAAGAUCAAAAGGUGUUUUCUCUCGGCGAAACAGUUGUUUUUAUCCAAGAGUUCAUUUCGCGCGACGAUGGCGAGCUCGAGGAACUAAAGAAGAAGAGGAGAACCAAUAGGCCACCUUCUACUAGGCAGGUUGUUUUACAGCAAAGAAGAGACUACGAAACGAAGGAGCUGGCGUCUGGAUUUUUGGUGCCCGACUUGGGGGACGCAGAAAAUGUUGAUUUCUUGAGAAAAUGGAACCAGACGUUUGGUUCGUUGAAUACUAUGAAACUUAUCAGAGUGAAUGCUAAAGCGGAACAAGUCGUCGGCGGCAGCAAGGGAACCAAGCCACCUACCGAUGUUGAAAUGCAAUGA